GCGCCACGCCCGGACGCCGCCGGCGGGGUGCUGUCCGUGCUCGAGGAGAGUACCACCCCAGCCAGAUCGUGGCGUGGCUGCACAGGCUGCUCCUGAUCGAGGAGAUGCCCGACGCGAGCGACAUACUGCCAGACAGCCUGCCAGAGGAGGACAGACCAGCUUUCUCGGGUCGACUCCGACGCGGACGCCGCGGAAAUCCGCAGGGCCUACCGGAAGCUGGCGCUCGCGACACACCCGGAUUCCCGACAAGGCCGCCGGCGACGCCCGGCAGUUCCUGCGCGUGGCGCGCGCCUACGCCACCGUCGGCGACCCCCGCAGCCGGCAGGCCUCGCGCCCCCCCCUCGCCGCCGGCGGCCCGCUGCGGCGGCCGCGGGCUGCCCGUGGCUCAUGGCGCGGCGGGACAGCCAAGGGAUCGCCAGUGAAGACCUCGCCAGGCACCACCGUGACAGAGCUGCUCCAGCAGGCGGCCCAGGCCACCGAGGACGCCGUGCUGCAGGAGGCGCUCAAGAAGCAGAUUGAGAAGAUCAGCUCCCAGGCCAAGGCCGAGUCCGAGUCGUCGGUGUCCCCGUCCGAGGCGCUCCGCAAGGCCGACGGCGCGUGGAAGAACGCGGAGCACCACCACAACCAGUGCGUGGACAACGUGCUCCGCCUGAGGCAGAGCCUCGAGGCCGCCGAGCAGCUGAUCUACCACCCCAAGGACCUCAUGGACGCGAAGGCCAAGAAGUACCAGCAGGGCCGGGACCUCGGGCGGGGCGUGCCUCGCGGCAGGCAGCCGCGGCGCUGCCCCUCGGCCUGGGCAGGCCUCGGGGCGGAGCCCCCGAGCUUUCCCAGGCCGAGUCCAGCCGUGGCGACGCUGAAGCACCCGCGUCGGCUCGGGGCUGUCCUGUACCUGGAGAAUGCCAGGCGGAAGGGGGCGUGUUUCACGCGGGAGCUGCCGCCACCGUGGGGCAGGCGGCAGGGCAGCACGGGGCCGCGGCGGGGGGCUCUCCUCGGCCAGUGCGGCGCGCGCGGCGGGCCUGCCGCGCGGCGGGCAGUGGAGCGGGCGAGGCACCGGGCCGCCGCGGCCCAGGCCGUGGCAUUGGCCGCGUCGCAGGGCACCAUGGCGAGCUGGUGCCCAGGCUUGCGCUUGCGAGGUCCUGGAGGGGGGCGCUCGCUGGCGGGCUCGCUGGACGGCGGGGCACGGGCGGCAGAGCCAGGGCAGGAGGCACGCCGCAGCAGCGGCCUGCUUUGCGCCGCCGUGCUUGCGGCGGUCAUCGCGUCGGCGGGGGUGCUGCAGCUCAGCCGGUUUGGGCUGUUGCCGUGCGGAGGCGGGCUCAGCGCGCCGGCGGGGGCCAACUUCAGCCUUGCCGAGAAGGUCAGGAAGGCGGACGCCCACGUGCUGGCGGACCCGACGCCGGGGCCCAAGUUCCGCCUUGAGACCCUGGAGAGCGUUGGCCGCGAUGACAUGCUGCAACCUGACUUCGUGGAGGCUGUUGGCGUGUUCGCGCCGACGCCGAAGGUCGAGGGCGCGCAGGAGGUCCCAGAGGACACGGCGCGCGGCGCGCGGCGGCGACGUGCUCUCGGGGCCCUCGGCGCGCAGAGAACCACGGGCUACAAGGACAGCCCGCUGGAGAAGCACGAGGAGCAGGUGAACAUCGCCGACGCGCCGGCGGCCCUGGAGGCAAGUGUGUGCUUUGGUGGAGCGCUGGUCUUGCCCGUGGUGGAAGUGCGCGCCGACGGAUCGCUGAAGGCUCUGAAGGCGCAGGAUCGUGCUCUACCUUGCGUGGCGAAGGGCCGCACAGCCAACCCCCGAGGUGUCGCACUCUUCGAAAAGGUCGCUGCUGUGCACGGGUCGCCCGUCGACUUGUCCGUCGGCGUGGUGAGGCUCAAAGUGCUGUAG
Molecule: messenger RNA, 1879 nt
Organism: Prorocentrum cordatum
Lineage: Eukaryota; Dinophyceae; Prorocentrales; Prorocentraceae
Source: the annotation of a GenBank genome assembly